ACGGGCAACACCAACCCCGGCAACUUUGCCAACCGACCCACGGAGGAGGUUCAAGAAAUUGCAGCCAAGGGCGGACACGCAAGCCACGCGGGCGGUUUCGCCAGCAUGGACGCCGAAAAGCUGCGCGAGGUUGCUUCCGAGGGCGGCAAGGCGUCUUCUGGCUCGUUUGAGCCCGGCUCAGAGAGUGCGCGCGAGGCUGGACGCAAGGGAGGUCUCGCGGGUGGAUCG
Molecule: messenger RNA, 228 nt
Organism: Colletotrichum acutatum
Lineage: Eukaryota; Fungi; Ascomycota; Sordariomycetes; Glomerellales; Glomerellaceae
Exons: 2
Source: RefSeq, a predicted model, not a curated record